Messenger RNA from Pristis pectinata (smalltooth sawfish), 1482 nucleotides. RefSeq lists its product as uncharacterized. The record is from RefSeq and is a predicted model, not a curated record. Lineage: Eukaryota; Metazoa; Chordata; Chondrichthyes; Rhinopristiformes; Pristidae.
AUGUCUUCCAAGUACAUUACCCAUGCUUCCGCCGGAAGCCGGUCCGUCAACAGCCUCCCCCGACCGCCUGCCUCCCUCCCAGGCAGGAGUUCCAGCAGGGUAUGUUCCCCCGACCUCCCCCGACUACACCCCGCCCUCCCCCCCUCCCCGCCCCCCCUCCCCCCCUCCCCCCCUCCCCCCCCCCCUCCCCCUCCCCCCCCAACCCCUCCCUCUCCCUCCCCUCCCCCUCCCUCCCUCCCUUCCCCCUCCCUCCCUCCCCCCUCCCCCUCCCUCCCUCCCUCCCUCCCUCCCCCCCUCCCCCUCCCUCCCCCCCCUCCCCCCCCUCCCCCUCCCUCCCUCCCUCCCCCUCCCCCUCCCUCCCUCCCUCCCCCCUCCCCCUCCCUCCCCCCUCCCUCCCCCCCCCCCCCUCCCCCUCCCUCCCUCACCCCUCCCCCUCCCCCUCCCUCCCUCACCCCUCCCCCUCCCCCUCCCUCCCUCCCCCCCUCCCCUCCCCCUCCCCCCUCCCCUCCCCCCCCCCUCCCUCCCUCCCCUCCCCCUCCCUCCCUCCCCCUGCCUCGCCCACCCUCCCCCUCCCCCCCUCCCCCCCCUCCCCCUUCCCCUCCCCCCCCUCCCCCUUCCCCUCCCCCCCUCCCCCUUCCCCUCCCCCCAUCCGCCACUCUCCCUCCCUCCUCCCCCUCUCCCUCCUCCCCUCCCCUCUCCCCUGCCCCUCCCCACUCCCCUCCCCCUCCCCUCCCCCCUCCCCUCCCCCCCCUCCCCCCCUCCCCUCCACGCCCGCCCUCCCCGUCCCGCCCUCCCGCCCUCCCCUCCCCUCCCCGUCCCGCCCGCCCUCCCGCCCUCCCCUCCCCUCCCCGUCCCGCCCUCCCGCCCUCCCCUCCCCCCCCGUCCCGCCCUCCCCUCCCCUCCCCUCCCCGUCCCGCCCUCCCCUCCCCUCCCCUCCCCGUCCCGCCCUCCCCUCCCCUCCCCGCCCCGCCCUCCCCUCCCCUCCCCGCCCCGCCCUCCCCUCCCCUCCCCGCCCCGCCCUCCCCUCCCCUCCCCUCCCCUCCCCGUCCCGCCCGCCCUCCCCUCCCCGUCCCGCCCGCCCUCCCCUCCCCGUCCCGCCCGCCCUCCCCUCCCCUCCCCGUCCCGCCCUCCCCUCCCCUCCCCGUCCCGCCCUCCCCUCCCCUCCCCUCCCCGUCCCGCCCUCCCCUCCCCAAUCACGUCAGUACACACCUCCUCCUUAAGUCUGUUAAAACAUGUUCCAUGGAUUAUGGCCUCUGUUACUCAGCAACUUUCAUCAUUUGUUCACUCAGACUGCCACUGUGCACACACCCGCCCACCCCAGUCUGCUUGUCCCGGAGACCGGCGAGGGAGUCCGGCGGGCGGGCUGAGGGGGAAUGGUGGAGAGCUCCUGACGUGAGGCGAGGCAGAUGCCAGUACUCGGGGCUGCAGCCCGUUGACGCGGGGACCACCUUCUCCUCCCGCGCCGAGGUUGGCGGCGAAUGA